Messenger RNA from Meira miltonrushii, 2693 nucleotides. Its product is annotated as alcohol oxidase. Gene Ontology annotation, molecular function: oxidoreductase activity, acting on CH-OH group of donors; flavin adenine dinucleotide binding. The coding region runs from base 388 to 2502 and encodes 704 amino acids. The record is from RefSeq and is a predicted model, not a curated record. The transcript has a single exon. NCBI's taxonomy places the organism in Eukaryota, Fungi, Basidiomycota, Exobasidiomycetes, Exobasidiales, Brachybasidiaceae.
GUGACCAUUUGCCUAUUUCUUCAUUCUUCGGUCUUCAAUUUUGUACGACGACCUGCAUUUGAAUCAUCGGAAACUUUUAGCAACGAAUUAUUAUAGAUCUGCAACACCCUAUACACAGAAUUGGAAGUUUUAACAACGGUAAUGCAGAUGACUAAUUGUACUUCUUCUUAUGGGCAGAAUAAGCCACUCAUGUAAUAUGAGGUGCUCAAUGCAAAACACGGUUAAAGAAAUUGAGCUCGAGUGCCAAGGUCGGACUUAAGGAUCGGGGUUUGUAAGGAGGUUUAAGAUCAGAUUCGUAAUAUAAACCUACCUUUCUCACCAUCAUACAUCUUCAAGACACCUUUCAAUAUACCCAUCAUGAUUCGGCUACGGCAGUCUUCUGACACAAUGGCCACCUCUCACUCGGCCUUAUGGAGUCGAAUCACUUCAUUAACAAUAUGCAUAUAUGCAGUGCUAUUCGCGCUGACCUUUACAUCCGUUCAAGCCGAUCAGCAACUAAGUCAAGACACUGCAGCUCUUAUCACUUCAGAUCCAACAAAGAUCGUUGAUAUUGACUUCGAUCACAUCGUCGUUGGAGGUGGAUUAGCAGGAAUGGUGAUGGCAAGUCGACUAAGUGAAGAUCGCGAAAAGCGUGUGUUAGUGAUAGAAGCAGGAAACGACACGCGAACAGAUCCUCUCGUUCGUACUGUUCGAUUGGAUAAUGCAGCUUUGCAGGUUCAAUGGCAAUCCAGACCACAGAUCGGUGGUGCAACGAUCACACAUUCGUUUGGAAUUGGAUUAGGUGGUUCAACCUCGAUCAAUGGAGCAAAAGUUGAUGGUCCACCUUCUUCGCAAAUUGAUGCUUUUCGCGAAUUCGGAAAUCCAUCUUGGAAUUGGGAGGAAGUUUUGCAUUACAUGAAAAAGUCACAAAAUUAUCAUGAACCUCAUCCGAUCGCAGCCGCACAUGGCGCCACUUACGAACCAAGCGGUCAUGGUAUCCAUGGACCAGUGGAUAUAACCUUUUCACCUCAUAGCUACACAGGCUUGCCACAACAAAGCUUUGUAGAAUCUCUCAAUGAGACUUUGGGAGUGGACAAAAUCGUUGAUGCAGGCGCAGGAGAGGCAAUCGGAUAUUCAUUCUGCCCUCAUUUCAUCAAACAUGGUACUAAUGUCACUCGCGAGAGUAGUGCAACAGCCUAUCUCUCACCAAUCGAGUAUGAACGCUCGAAUUUGGUCAUCUUGACAGGCUGGAGAGGAAUUCAUGUGAACUGGCAAGAGGGCGAAGCACAGGGCGAGGACAAGGAAUAUAAGGAAUCACCCUCGUCAAAAUCUUGGACAUCAUCUUGGCAGAAGCCAUUCUCAUUUGGAGGAGUGGAAGCUGCUAGCACAAGGACAUCAUCCCAAAAUCAAGAGGAAGACCUAAGAGCAAAGGGUGUCACUGUUCAAGCUCGACCGGACGGACCGACGUUCGAUCUCCGCUUGCGUGAGGAUAACCAAGAUUCGCAAUUAACAGUUUCUGCAGGUGCAUUGGUCACACCAUUGCUGUUGGAGUUAUCCGGAGUGGGUGAUCCGGCUAUCCUCUCAAAGAUUGGAGUGAAGACAAAGAUCAAUUUGCCUGGUGUUGGUCGUAAUUUGGCAGACAAACCAACCAACAUCUUGGCUGCCACCACAAGAGGACUACAUCGCUUGGGCGUUACAGGUGACCCACUUCCCGCAGUGGCCAUGCUUUCGAUCGAUAAGAUCUUCCCAAACAAUGUGACGCAGAUUGAAAAGUACCUAAAGAACAAUAUGCACAAAUGGGCUCGCCACAUCGUACGUGAAGGAGGAGCAGUGAACGUGCAAGGUAUCUUACGUCAAUACGAAGUCAUGUUACGAGGCAUCUUCCGACAACAAUGGCCCGUAGCAGAAUGGGAAUACUUUUCACGUAAUCUGAUUGCGAUCAAAUCGUUUGUUCUGCAACCUUUUAGUCGAGGUUUCAUCCAUUCCUUAACAAAGAACAGUGUUUGGAAUUUGGAAGGAAAAGAUGUUGAUUUGCAUGCCCGUGUUUGGACGCAAUCUUUUGAUAUGGAUUUGCAAGUUGCUUCAAUGGAUGCUGCUCGUACGAUGCUUAACCGACCAAAGAUGCGUGCUUUAUGGGAAGAAGAAAUCAAACCUGGCCUAUUAAACUUUACACCGCAAUCUUACGACUUUGACAAUUCCACCACUCCAGCUUCGGUAUCUCAAAUGAAUUCAAACAAUUCGCCUCUCUCUGACAAAGAGAGAAGGAGCGAUUAUCACGUUUGGAGAGAAUACAUUCUUAAAACGUAUGAUUUGAUUUGUCACAACUUCGGAACGGCAGCCAUGAUGAAACGUGAAUGGGGAGGAGUUGUGGAUGAAGAAUUCAAGGUGUACGGAACAAAGAAUUUGCGUGUUGUUGAUGCAAGUAUUUUCCCUAUGCAAUUAAGCGCUCAUCCUUCUUUGGCUAUUUUUGGAGUAGCAGAAAAGGCUGCUGAUAUAGUUAGACGGAUUAGUGGAUCUGUUUGAGUUUGAUGCUUAUAUGUUUCAAAUGCAAUUGUACUUUUAUAUAUUUUCACCCCACACACACAUUUAUAGAUAGAAUUCAAUCUUUUUCAUAGACUUUCCAAUGCAUUAUUCCCAUGACUGUUGCAAACAAAGGGAUCAACGGAAAGACAUGAUUCCCUUUGUUCUCUGGUUUAAUUUACCUUUUAGCGUCA